AUGGUGGGGAUAGGGAAGGAAGAGCGGGCCGGAGGUGAUCCGAAAACGAAAGCCAACAUGGCAAAUGUGGAGGAGGGAGGUGUGGAAAAGCGUGAUCCUGUGAAGUCAUACUCGCAAAAAUUCUGGGACAUUGUGCAGGGAGGCUGGAAGUGGACGUCCGUGGCUCGACACAACGCGGUGGUUCUGCUUCAGCAGCCGAAGCCCGAAAAACGCGAGAAAUGGAUCAUUUUCGGCAGUACGCUAUACACCGAGGGGAAGUCUGGCGAAUACACAGCACAGGAGCUGCUCUUCGACCGAAUCUCGCCUGACCCGUCGAAUCGUCUUGUUUACGUCCGCACGGUCGACUGGAAGCCAUUCAUCGCUAAUCCGAUCCCGUGCUCGUCCAUAAAUCUUCAUUUUGAAACACGAGCUGAUCAAGUUCGGGUUCUGGAAGCAAUCAGAGCCGCCUAUGCCGAGCCAAAACCGACUUCAUGGAGUAUGAGCGAGGAGGACGCUGAACUAAAAAGGGAACACGAGCGGGAGCUCGCCGAAAAACUGGAUGACGUCGAAGCGCAAAACCCUGCGGGUCAACCAACAAGCAGAUGUCAUACACUAAUGCCGUUGGUGGCCAUUUCUGGGAUCGCCGAUGUUUAUGAACGAUGGGUCGAUUCGGAACAUUCUCGACGUGUGGUGGAAGAUUGGCCCGAAGUGGUGGUGAUGAAAAAUUGUGCUCUGCGACUAUUCAAAAAGGGAGCCGGAGAAUGUUGCCCUCCAUCGCAAAUCACCAUC
Messenger RNA from Mesorhabditis spiculigera, 768 nucleotides. The record is from the annotation of a GenBank genome assembly. Lineage: Eukaryota; Metazoa; Nematoda; Chromadorea; Rhabditida; Rhabditidae.